This is a messenger RNA of Penicillium cataractarum, 1032 nucleotides long. Its product is annotated as MDR family NADP-dependent oxidoreductase. Bases 1 to 1032 code for a protein of 343 amino acids. Gene Ontology annotation, molecular function: oxidoreductase activity, acting on the CH-CH group of donors, NAD or NADP as acceptor. The record is from RefSeq and is a predicted model, not a curated record. The transcript has a single exon. NCBI's taxonomy places the organism in Eukaryota, Fungi, Ascomycota, Eurotiomycetes, Eurotiales, Aspergillaceae.
AUGUCCAACAAGGCGCUCAUCUUCAAGGAGAUCCCUCAGGGAUACCCCGUCCCCGGCAAGGACUUGACUAUCGAGGCCGCCGCCUAUGACGCCAACGUUGCCGCUCCCGCCGACGGUGUCGUUCUCCAGUCCCUCUACACAAGCUUCGACCCCUACAUGCGCGGCCGCAUGCGCCCCGCGGAGGUCAAGUCCUACUCCCCUGCUUUCGACUUGAACAAGCCCAUUGAGAGCGCCAGCAUUGCCAAGGUCCUCCGCUCCAACACCGAUUCCUACAAGGAGGGCGACCUCAUCAUUGGCCAUGUCCCCGUCCAGGAGUAUAUCUCCCUUGAUGCCCAGAACCUUGCGCGCAUUCGCAAGCUGGAGAACCCUCUCGGAAUUGAGGAUAUCCGUGUCUUCCUGGGUGCUCUCGGCAUGCCUGGUCUGACCGCUUACUCCUCCCUGUACGCGAUCGGUAAGCCCAAGAAGGGUGAGACCAUCUUCGUCUCCGCUGCCAGCGGUGCCGUCGGCCAGAUUGUCGGCCAGCUCGCCAAGCACGAGGGUCUGCGCGUUAUCGGCUCCGUCGGCUCUGACGAGAAGCUCGACUUCAUCAUCAACGAGCUCGGCUUCGACGGUGGCUUCAACUAUAAGAACGAGAAGCCCGCCGAUGCGCUGGCCCGUCUUGCCCCCGAGGGUAUUGAUAUCUACUACGAAAACGUCGGUGGUGAGCACCUCGAGGCUGCUCUGAACGCGAUGAAGAACUUCGGUCGUGUCGUCGUCUGCGGCCUGAUCUCGCAGUACAACUCUGCUCCCUACCCCAUCACCAACAUCCACAACGUUCUCGUCAAGCGUAUCACGAUGCGCGGCUUCAUCGUCGGUGACGCCGACAUGGGUCCCAUCUACACCAAGGAGCACCAGGAGCGUGUGCAGAAGUGGAUCAAGGAGGGCUCGUUCAAGGUGCUCAUCCACGAGACUGAGGGCAUUGACAACGCUGCCGAAGGUCUGAUCGGUAUCUUCUACGGCAAGAACAAGGGCAAGGCCGUUCUGAAGUUCUAA